This is a messenger RNA of Tuber melanosporum (Perigord truffle), 2293 nucleotides long. RefSeq lists its product as uncharacterized. The coding region runs from base 555 to 1439 and encodes 294 amino acids. The transcript has 10 exons. Gene Ontology annotation, cellular component: endoplasmic reticulum membrane. Lineage: Eukaryota; Fungi; Ascomycota; Pezizomycetes; Pezizales; Tuberaceae. The record is from RefSeq and is a predicted model, not a curated record. Gene Ontology annotation, biological process: protein folding.
CCAUAAUACGAUAAUCAAGUUCAUUCUAUUUCGUGGGUUACUACUUCCUCCCCAGAGUUCCUUCUAUCGAUCUUUCUCCCCCCACACUCGCUCGUUUCGAUACAAGGUUUUGGGAGACGAGUUCGGUGCUAGAGGCAUCGUCCCGGGAAAACCGCCAUACAGGCCGCGACAGAGGGAUUGGUGACUGGGGGGUUACUUGUAUAGCGGUACCAGCAAAUUCCACCUCCAGCACACUCUUUCGAAAAGUUUCUUUUCCCCUUCCCUCCAAUAAACACCUCAGCCACUUUUUCCCUCUCUCUCUCAUUCGUUGUGUCCUGCGGUCUGCAAGCAUCCAAGACGCCCUCUUCCGUCCUGGACACCGAAGAGGAACGCUGACGGGUGCACCAAACUAACACACGGCCAUUUCACACACUUUCUCGAGCCCUGCUCAUCUCAUUUCUUUCUGCCCUUUCCACGCCCUCCUCCCCGUUUCAUUCCAUUCCCUUCUCUCGUCCCUCCCUCCCCGCAAGUCUUGCUUCGGUCGGUCGUGAGAGUUGCGGAAAGGAACUCUAAUCAUGUCACAGUUCGGGAAUUUUCAUGACUUUUGUCGGGAUUCGACAUUACCUGUAUGCAACUUAUUCUAUAAUGGGGAAAAACAAUGCCUGCUCAUGGGGUUCAAGGCUGGUGAUGGACGCGUAGCAAACUUAGGUUCAAUAAUAUUGUGUGUCGUCGCAAUCAUAGUCUCAGUAUUGCUACUGCUGUUAUCACAAAAGAAGAGGGCUGCGGUGGGGCGAAGGGAAAUGCAAAUAUUCUUGAUACUCUAUAUUUUGGUAUCUCUGGCGGAGGUGUUUACGGUCGGAGGGUUCCUAACCAAUCGAACAGUACUGGUGUGGUUUACUGGCAUUCAUUUGGGCGCGAUAGCAGCAACAGCAUGGGUCCUGUUGUUAAACGCUAUUGUUGGAUUCCAGCUAGUUGAUGAUGGGACACCGCUAUCUGUGGGACUGGUGGCCGGGUCUGCACUUGCAUUUUUCAUCGGGACUGCAUAUGUCGCUGUGGACACUGGCUUUGGUGAACCAGGGAACUUUCCUGUCAAAGAUCCCGAUGAACUGAAGAAUUAUGCCUUGUACGUUUUGUACCUACUGUUUCCGCUGAUAGCAAUUGUCGCCUUCUUCUUCCUGGAAGCGUUCUUGGUAUUGAGGGUUUUGGGAGAAAUAAUGCCAAUGGUCCGUCUGGGGGUUUCAGCAUUGUUCUUCGUCAUUGGCCAAAUCUUCAACUUCAUUAUUAGCGUUCACCUCUGUGAUGUGUCGAACGGCAAGAUCGACGGUGCCCUCUUCGAGACAUUAUUCACAUUACUCGCCGUAGUCACCCUGUGGUUCUUCUGGAGCAGCAUUACAGAAGACGAAUGGCCGGAUGAUGAUCCGAUGAACCCAAUAAUAUCCGAUUCAGUCUAUUCACCGUAAAUUACAAAGAAAGAAAAAGAUAAAGAAAAGUCGAAAAGCUUAGGUUAGGGGGAUGAGCAUCUCACGAACUACUUACCAUUACAUCACCACUACCACCACCGCCAAACUCGAAUCCGCAAUCAAAUCAAUUAACCUUCAUGUCUUUAUUCCUUCUCGUGCAGCAAAUGAUACUUGUCUGCUUAUGAUACCCGUCUUGAUCUUCCUGCGAGGAAGUCCGGGAGUUUGCAAAGUUCGUGAUUGAUAGUCUGGCGGGUAAGUGUGCAAGGAAACAAGCAAGUAACCUGAAGCUUGUCAACGCUGAGGCUCCCCGCUUUCAUUUUCAUUAUUUAUUUUAUUUUCAUGUCUCUUAUCUCAUCUUUGUUUAUUUCUGGUCUAGCUUGGUCUGGUCCGGUCCAGCAUGACAUCCCGACCCACCCGCGUUCAAGGGGGAAUCUCGUGUUUACCUCUUUGCUUUCUGGUUUUGGCCAUGGUGGAGGAAUGGGAUGGGUCUGGGAUUGUAGAUACUUGCUCCUGGAAUGGGGGUGUUAGCAUGUUUGGGAUUUGGGAUUAUUAUUGGAGGGAGGAUUAAUGCUUUUUUUCUUUUCCUUUUCGCGGAAUACCGGCAUGUGCCCGUGGUAAUGGGCUUUGGCGGUAUUGAAGGAAGGAAGAGGUGGCUCGAGGGGAGGUUUUAUAUUGGUUUCUUUUCUAUCCAUUGUUGAGGAGAAAAAAAGGGAAAGCUGCCAUGAGCUAAGCCUCCCGGGAAGGAGCAAGGCUCCUAUCUGUUUCAUGGGAGGAUGAUUGGCAUGGAUGAAUGGAUGGAUGGGAAUGUAUCAUGUAUAUGUAGUUACUAUUUUUCAUUUUUUCGUUUCACCCCC